Messenger RNA from Ascochyta rabiei, 1296 nucleotides. Its product is annotated as GTPase-activating protein gyp8. Gene Ontology annotation, molecular function: GTPase activator activity. The record is from RefSeq and is a predicted model, not a curated record. The transcript is spliced from 3 exons. Gene Ontology annotation, cellular component: endoplasmic reticulum membrane. Gene Ontology annotation, biological process: endoplasmic reticulum to Golgi vesicle-mediated transport; positive regulation of GTPase activity. Bases 1 to 1296 code for a protein of 431 amino acids. Lineage: Eukaryota; Fungi; Ascomycota; Dothideomycetes; Pleosporales; Didymellaceae.
AUGGCAGCCUCUCGCUCUCGCACCCCUCGCACCCCAUCACGCUCGGUGAGCCCUGGAAGCCCGCCUGCGCGGCGCUCGACCCCUGUGGAUCUGUCGUUGGCCGACAAGGCCAAAGAGGGCUUGGUGACUGCUGCCUGCGACGAGGGCGAUGUUGCUGCGCUCGUAGGCCUCUGUACGAGCACCCAUGGCCUGGUGAGCGAUGGCCUGCGGCGCACAGCCUGGCCCAUUUUAUUGGGCUGUGGAAACACGGAUACAGACACAGACAGCGAGACAGAUACAGACACGCACGCAGACGAUCUGCCGGCACAUCGUGAAGAGGGCCAGGUUGCUCUUGACGUGAAUAGAGCGUUUGUGUACUACCCCAAGCAUGACUCGGAGAAAGAGCUCGACCACCGGAAACGCGAGCUUUCCAUGGUCAUCCUCGAGGUGCUGCGCCGGCAUCCAGCACUGUCCUACUUUCAAGGCUACCACGACAUUGUGCAAGUCCUCUAUCUUGUCUUGGGUGUCCGCGCCGCCCCCCGCGCCGCCGCGCGCCUGAGUCUUCUCCGUAUCCGAGACUUCAUGCUCUCGUCGCUCGAACCCGCCAUAGCCCAGCUCGAACUCCUGCGUCCGCUGCUUCAACAUGCCGAUCCAGUGCUCUACACACAUCUCCCCAAAAGCUCAGCAACAUUUGCGCUAGCCGGCACCAUUACCAUGUUCGCUCACAACAUCACAGUGUACAAGGAUAUCACGAGGCUGUUCGACUUCUUUCUAGCACAUCAUGCUGUCAUGCCACUCUAUUUCUUCGCGGCUGUCGUCCUUUCAAGAAGGGAAGAGCUGCUGGAGAUUGACAAGGAAGACGAGGACAUCCUCCACGUCAUGCUCAGCAAGCUGCCUGAGCCAUUCGAUAUUGAGUUUCACAUUGCGCGCUCGAUCGAGCUCUACGAGAGGCUUCCUCCUUCCACGCUGCACAGCUGGGAGUGGUGGCGCAUAUCAUCAUCGAGUGUACUGAAGACUUCAGGUACCCUGGCUGACUUGCAGCGUUUACCCCUGGCAGCUGGCGAGCGCUACUUUGCCCAGCAAGAGAAGGAAGUUUGUAGGCAGCAAUUCCAGAAACAGCUGUUGCAACAAGCUUCCAGAAAUUUCAAGUUUUUCCAGUCACGCUUGUGGCAUUACCGCCGCUUUGGAGCUGUUAGUUUUGCAGUCGCGGUUGGCCUAUAUGCCCUUUGGCUCGGCAAAAAUGGCAGUAUUGGCCCUGCACAAUAUCCUCUGUUUGGGUAUCUAGACAUGCUUCUCCGGCGGUUCUGGGGUGCAUAG